AGACACCUCUUUCCUGCAGGAAAUUGAUGACCACACUCUCCCUACCUUCCUUAUCUCCUCCUCUUCCUUUCUGCUUACAAGCUUAGAUAGAAAUAAAUCAGUAAUCAUCAUAUGUAAAAAAAUAUAUAUAAAGUAAGCUUAUUUUUUUUUUGAAAAAAUAAAAUAAAAUUUAAUCUCCGGCGAGUGCUUGUUGAUCGAUUUUCUCGGUAUAGAUCUUCCCCCAUCACAGAGAAAAUGGAAUUCGACGACCACGAAGAGCAAGAGGAAGAUAUGAUGGAGAUUCCCACUCCGCCGCCGGGGUAUGAGUCGGUGAGCAACUCAGCAAGGCCCAAAAUGGGGUCCAACCGCGGCGAGUCAACGAAAUCCGGCGGGAGCACGACGUCGUUCAGGUACAGAGAAUGCCUGAAGAACCACGCGGUCAGCAUAGGCGGCCACGCCGUGGACGGCUGCGGGGAGUUCAUGGCAGCCGGAGAGGAAGGAACCCUCGACGCCCUAAAGUGCGCCGCUUGCGGCUGCCACCGCAAUUUCCACCGCAAGGAGAACAACGGAUCAUCAGAGCCCUUGUUGUACCGCCAAUUCUCAUCCUACUAUCGCUCCGCACAGCCACCUCAGCAGGCCGGGUACCACCACUUUCACUUGAAUAAGCCGUUGGCUUUGCCCGCAGCCUCGGGAGGCGGCGGGGGAGGAGGCGGGGGCCACAGCCGUGAGGGCGAGGACAUGUCUAACCCGAGUAGCAGCGGCGGCGGCGGCGGCGGCGGGAGUUCCGGUCUAAAGAAGAGGUAUAGGACAAAGUUUAGCCAAGAGCAGAAGGACAAGAUGCUUGCUUUCGCGGAGAGUGUCGGGUGGCGGAUCCAGAAGCACGAUGAGGCGGCGGUGGAACAAUUUUGUACCGACAACGGCAUCAAACGACAUGUCCUAAAGGUUUGGAUGCACAACAACAAGCAAACUCUUGGUAAGAAACCCUAAUUUGGUUCCACGUUCAUGGGAGUGUGGAAUUAAUGAAAAAUCGUGCUGUAAAUUGAAUGGAUAUCGAUCUAACAAGCUAGGGUUGAAACUUCUUUCUUUCCCAUCAUUAUUAAUUCUUGUUUUUAUUUU
Molecule: messenger RNA, 1095 nt
Organism: Corylus avellana
Lineage: Eukaryota; Viridiplantae; Streptophyta; Magnoliopsida; Fagales; Betulaceae
Product: zinc-finger homeodomain protein 2
Biological process (GO): regulation of DNA-templated transcription; regulation of developmental process
Cellular component (GO): nucleus
Molecular function (GO): DNA-binding transcription factor activity; transcription cis-regulatory region binding
Source: RefSeq, a predicted model, not a curated record